This is a messenger RNA of Colletotrichum abscissum, 237 nucleotides long. RefSeq lists its product as uncharacterized. The record is from RefSeq and is a predicted model, not a curated record. Bases 1 to 237 code for a protein of 78 amino acids. The transcript has a single exon. Lineage: Eukaryota; Fungi; Ascomycota; Sordariomycetes; Glomerellales; Glomerellaceae.
AUGACUGUUUCCAGUCCAAUGCAUGUAUCUUCACUAUUAUUUAGCAUGCUUGAGGUACCUCGCGCUGCCCUUUUUGUAAGGUCAUUGACGUGCGGUCUGCUGGACGCCUGUGGGGGGCACCACAAAGGGAAGGAUCCAGCGAGACAGACCCCGAUGUUGUGGGCAGGUGGUCCGGGAUUCUCCCGCCGCAUGUGGGCACUGUCUUUACACGGUGCGGAGGUCGGUGGUAGACAGUAG